Ceraceosorus bombacis is the source of this 1499-nucleotide messenger RNA. NCBI's taxonomy places the organism in Eukaryota, Fungi, Basidiomycota, Exobasidiomycetes, Ceraceosorales, Ceraceosoraceae. The record is from the annotation of a GenBank genome assembly.
AUGGAGGCCUCCGAGGUGAGGGCGAAGCGACGGAAGACCAACACAGAGGAUGGGACGCAAACGCCUCCAGAGCAUAGCAGGUAUCAGGCCCACGAAGAGCCUGCGAAGGGAUGGAUGGAUCUCAGCAACUUCCCGCGAGUAGACAACGAUCGCGAAGCAGACGAACAGAGUCAGAUGGACUAUUUGCUCUUGCUGCUCGGGGACUCCAACUUGCCAACGGGUGAGUUUUGAGGACGUAGAAGGAGCACAAUUCCCCCCCUCAGAUACAGCCCGAAUUUCUAACAUUCCCAAUCUGUCGUGAAUGGCAGGCGGAUUUGUAGCUUCGUCGGGUCUAGAAUCAUUCGCUGCGCACGGGCUCCUCAGGGCCUUUGGAACAAUGGACUCCAGACCUUUGGUCUCUAGCUUCGGCCACGCCUCGGGCCUCCGUGAUGCACCACUUUCUAACAGUGGUCAACUGCUAGUGUACUUGGCUUCUUCGCUCGACUCUUACGCCAGCACUUCAUUGCCCUACCUGUGCGACGCGCAUGGACUUGCCGCAGGGCAUCUCUCGAGCGCGUCAGGCAAGUCCAAGGACGUGAUGAGGCCUCGCUGCGAUGACGCCUCGGCUGCAAUGAUUGGCUUGAGAAAGCUCGACGAAUCGCUCGAGGCUGGCUUACUGUCCAACGUCGCAAGACGAGCAAGCACGACACAAGGCGUCGCACUCUUGACCCUUCAUUCGAAAGCAUUUGCAAAGCCGAUCGCUCUGACCAAGGGCCAUCCUGCGACGACGCAAGCAGAGUCGAGACCCACGAGCCGAAUACGAGCAGAAGGGAUCCUCGAUCUAUAUCGAAGUGCGAUCAGAAGAGGUGAAAGUGAGGGCCAUCUGCCAAUCUGCUGGGGUGUCUUUUGCGCAGCACUCGGCAUACAGAAAGGUGAUUAGAUGCCAUCGCACCGCUCUUUGCGUGUCUAAUCUGGCUGGUAGCUGAUGUGACUGCGCGUGCCGCAUCUGUAUUUGUCCCGCAGAUGCCUCGGUCAGGACGCACAUGUUUUUGCAAGCGAGAGCAAUCGUCUCUGCUGCCAUUCGAAUGAACGUCAUAGGCACAUACGCAGCUCACAGCCUCUUGCAUUUUCAACUCAGAUCAGUACUGACUUCUAUCGUCGACAAGUACGCAGGAAAUCCCAGCGUGGGUCUAGACGAUGACGUAGAUCCAGAGGAAUGUGGACAUCCUACCGCUUCGAGUCAAUGUCGCACUCUCCCCGCCUUUCCUGGCUCAUCAAGAGCCUACAUGCAUGGCGUGUCAAACCAUGCUACCGCUCUGUCCGAAGCUGUGAGGGAUGACGACCUGAGCCAAGGCUGGGCGUGGGACUGGGAAGAGGAAGGUGCUUGGCAUAUACAGGAAGAUGAAGGGUCUCACGACGCGGGCCAGACGGGCGCCUCCGCUCCAGCUGUCACUUGGCCACUGGGCGAGAUCCUGCAAGGUCGGCACGACGUAUUGCACUCGAGAAUGUUCAACAGUUGA